This is a messenger RNA of Pecten maximus, 3710 nucleotides long. RefSeq lists its product as uncharacterized. The transcript has a single exon. The record is from RefSeq and is a predicted model, not a curated record. The coding region runs from base 90 to 1736 and encodes 548 amino acids. Gene Ontology annotation, molecular function: zinc ion binding. Lineage: Eukaryota; Metazoa; Mollusca; Bivalvia; Pectinida; Pectinidae.
GUAAUACCGAACAAGGAAGUUUAAUUUGGAUUGCAAAUGGCGACGUGUCGUUUACAGUUUAUGUUAUUUACGUUUCCUUAGAAGCUGAGAUGGCGAGUAAACUGUCUAUUCGUAAGGCACAGGUACACAUGCAGGACACGUGUGUGUGGUGUGAUAGUGUACAGGACGUGAACUGGUACUGUAAUGACUGUCAGGAGGCUUUGUGUGACAAAUGUAAGGACGGUCAUAAACGAGGAAAGAAAACAAGGAAUGACGACGUUGUUCCGAUAAAGCAGGCGAACAAAACCGGCCAGGUGGUACUACCUGAGGUUUGUAAGAUACACUCCGGUAAAACACGCGAUCUGUUUUGUACAGAGUGUAACGUCGCCAUCUGUUCAAUGUGUUUUACAACGAAACAUAAACAGCACGCAUUCAAACAUUUUGAAGACGAAAUUAACACCCAGACACAUUACAUGCGUGAGCAGUUGGAAACAUUAAAAUUCAAGUUAGAUCAGCUCAAUGAGAAGUUAUCAAACCGUCGGAAAGAGAGCACAACAUUCAAAGAAAGUGUCGAUAUUAUCUGUAAAGAUGUCAAAGAACAAGGAACAAAGCUGAAGGCAGAAAUAGAUUCUCUAGUGGACAAUGUCCUAGCUGAAUUAUCAUCACUGGUUGCUGAAGAAGACAAACUCCUCCAACAGGAUUGUGAAUAUGAAGAUGAAAAUGUCAAACAAAUAAAGCAGCUGAUCGAAGAAGUGGAGCAGCAGUCGGAAAAUCCAUCAAGUGGAACUUUGUUUGAGCUGACGAGGAGACUUAGGACCACUAUACCGCUUUAUGACGUUACUGGUACAAGUGUACCACCACGUCCAUUUAUCUUUGACACUGGCCAAAUUAAUACAGAACAGUUGAAAAAUAUGAUCGGAUAUGUUCAGAUGGGGAGUAAGAAUGAUUCAACGCCAAUGUAUGAGAAGACCGAAAUCAAUAACCAGCAUCUCCGAAAACUUACUACAUUCCAAACCCCUCCAAACAAGUCCAUAGUGUCCGUAUGUCCAAUAGACGACAUCUAUGCAUGGAUAUCAAUGUAUCGUUAUAUGGACCUGUUCCAAGUCAAUAAAAAUGGAAACGUCACAGAGACUGUGAAGCUUGAUUUUGCACCUUGGAGUUUAGCUUUGACCAACGUUGGACUAUUGAUGACUCGAAAUGAUCAUUCAACAUUGAUACACAAACUGUCUGAGAUCAGACGAGUGACGACCUUUGCCGAUAUCAGUCCAUUAAAGGCCUAUAGUAUCAGUGUUAGUGACACAGACGAGGUGUUCGUUAGUACUGACACUACAACAAUACUGGUUCUGAACAUGUCCGGGGACAAGGUUAGACAGCUCUCGUAUGGACAGGGUGGGAGCCGUAUAGCUAGUUUGACCGGAGGGAAUGUCGCUGUUACCACUGGAGGUGUUAACUGUAAAGAACUGAACAUCAUCAACAAAUCAGGUCAGAUCAUAUACACGUGGAGUGGAAAACAGGCCAGUGGUCAGACGCUAUCCCGGACGAGUCAGAAUAGCAUAGCAUGUGAUAAAUAUGACAGAGUAUUUGUACCAGACUUAGAUACUCAUCAGGUAUACGUCAUCUCACGGAAUGAGAAAAAGGCAAAAUGUAUCCUGAACAGGAAACAUGGAAUACUACAUCCAAUGGCAGUAGGUGUAGACAGGUGUGGACAUGUUUGGAUCGGCUGUAAUGAUGGUACAGUACAUGUAAUACAACUCUAAUCAACCAGGAGAUACAGCUGUAGAUAAACUAUUGAUGGUGGGAUACUUUAAUCCCUGUUCCUUACAAUGACAGUUUAACUAUUUUUGAACUAGGUGUCGACUGUUUCGACUGUUGGGUUUUGUACUUGUACAUAAACACCACUUCAUUUGACCUUUUCUCAUGACGAUUACUUUACCUCCUAAAAUAGCCUGCCCCGUUCUUCUUGUUUGAUUGCUGUCGAUACAAGCCACAGGAACCUGAAAGCGAGUACUUUGGAUGUUCUGUUUUUUAACCAGAUACAUUCGUAUGUAUGUCCUUCUCAUCCGACCAAUCAAUGUCUAGUUUACAUCUUGUCCGUGUCUGAUUAACUCAGAUUGGAAUAAAUUAAUCCUAUUUCGUUACCUUCAUAAUUAAGCUUUUGCUAGAAACUAUACCAUUAAAGAUAUCCAUUUACCUUGCAUUGUCACUAUGCAAUCUUAUCAAACAAAAUAGAAAGUUAUUAUCAUAUAUAUAGAGGUUCCCCAAUGAGUGGAUAUUGUUUAUCAUUUUUAUCCAACUCGAGUUAGUUAAUUUUCUAAUUUUGAAAAGACACGAGCAAUCGUUACGAGAAGGGAAACUUGUUUAUCCCAUAACUUCUUUAUUUACAAAUGUAAGUCUGUCAAGUUCAAAUUCUCCCAACGUAGCAACUACAUUUCGCGAACCAAAUCACUACACGACAAAAUAUAGGUCGUUAUGAACGAAAGCUUAUUGUCUAUUAUAGAUGCAUGACUCAUAUCUUCUGUACUUUAUUUGUAAAUGAUAUUAUUUUACAAAACGAAAUAUUAGUUUGAAAGUCAGUGUGUCGGUGUUAUUCAUUAAUAGGUAACUUCUUUAAAUAACUCCGCUCAAAAUAUUCGAAGAUGACACCGUCAUCGCGAGGUCGAACGUCACUGCUGAAUAUAAGACUAAUCAUUGUCAGAUUCAAUUAUCGGUCCUUUCCUGGAUUUCGUAGGUAUGCUAUUACUGGUUAUUAUGAUGUUAAAUGUUCAUUCUGAGAUUUAUUCAUUCAAGACAUCAUGCAUUUCAACAAAUGAGCAAUAAGCUUAUGCAGUUUACGUUUGUCCGUCUGUUUACACGAAACCUCAUCAGUUUCAGAGACAUAUAUACACAGUUUACUGACAUGAGACAAAUGUUUCAAGAUGAAUUUUACAUUUUUGUGUUUGGGAUAAAUAUAUUCGUAAUAAAGGUAAGUGAAAUGAUAAGAAAGUGUUUAUUCGUUGAUUUGUUUUCUGCUGGUACAACAUCCGUACCGAAUGACACCCAACUAAAAGGGAAGCUGCCUAAAAGUAACAGUUACGUUAGAUGCUGCGACAGUUUCAUUCAAAUGACCAUGAUUAGAACCAGCGAUUUAACCAUUCUGUAUUAUAUUUGUUCAUUGUUUUGAAUUACAUUUCGUACGACUCAAAUUCCACAUUAAUCGCCAUUUCCAUGAGGACACCCCUCUCACCUCUCGCCCAGUUAUGCUAAUGUUGAGCACCGACAACUCCAAAAAACGUGUACAUGCUGAUCUUUUGAAGACGGACAAAAAAAAAAAAAAAAAAAGAAGAAGAAAAAAAAGUAAGGGUAGUAAAAAUAGUCCGUGGUCAAAUGCCAGAGGUUAUGCAAUCAGAUUUGUUUGAGGUCACAAAUGACCAAUCGGAGGCAUAGAAAGUGGUUACACACUGCGGUGUGUAAACAAAAACAAGUACACACUGCUACGAAUUUUAUCACGUGCCAUAUCAGUUGUGAAACAAGCGUAGUUAUGGGAUAAACGUAAUUCUCAUUAAUGUUGUGAUAUUUAGAACAAUGUUUGUAACGCAAGUUUUCUUGACGUCACUGAAUUACCUGUAUUUUGACGUCACGAUAAUUCAUGCUACUAAAAAACUGACUGCUUUACGUAAUAUGAAACGAUGCAGUUAUAUUGUGUAAAAAGUGAAUAUCGUCAAAAUGGAAUUUAUUAAAAUGUUGAUUAUGAA